GUCUCUUUCCUCGGUACAAUAUCCUUCCCCUUCCUUUUCGUCUUCAAUCCACAAAAUCAUUUUCCCCUUUAUAUAUACAAAAAAUUUAUUAUUGAUCAAUAUCCGAAUCAGGGUUUCAUUUUCAUUCCCUAACAAUCCUUAAUUCUCCAACUAUGGGAGGCGGAGCGAUCAGGGCGGCGGCCAAGGUGGCGGGGAUGACCGCCGCCGGCGGUCUCCGAAGUAUAUCGGCGGAGCAUUUUCCGGCCUCCGUCUCAGCCCGAUGGGCCGUUUCAGCCCGUACGGCGGCGUCGACGCCGGAGGAAGUAAAGCUGGUGGCAUCGUCGAAUUCGGGGGUUGGGAUGCAGAGGCCUUGCUCGGAGAUGGACGAUUGGGUUUUCGCCGGCGUGGAGGAGGAGCAGAUGGCGGCUGCCGCCGCCGAUCCGAUUCCGAGGCUCGUGUUCGCCGGCGUGCCGACCAUUCAAGAAGCCAAAGAGGCCACUUCUGAACUCUCGGUCGCCCUUGAAAAGGCGUAUUUGUCACCUCCUAGUUCAAUCGGAUACGAGGGCUCGAUUAUCGGAGAUGGCGAUUCUAGUUUGUCUGUUUCGGACAAGCAAAUUAUAGAGAACAGUGGUUCUGUUUCCAAUGCAGUUCCGGCCACUGCGAUUAUGGCGUUCCGGUUGCUACACGAAAGUCCUAUGGCCAAGAAUGUUGUUGCCUCUAUUGCGUGUGAUCCAAAUGUUUGGAAUGCGGUUCGACAAAACCAAGAGCUCCAAGGGUUUCUGCAAUCACAAGGGGCAAGUCUGGUUUUCUCCGAUGAGAAUUCGUAUACAGAGCUAGCCGAAGACUCCGAACCGAUAGACCAUUCAACUCCAAAAAGCGUUGACUCAUCAUCGUCUGAGAACGGAGAAGCGGGGCCCGCUAAUGUGUUUACGAAUGUGUUUCAGAAGAUAAAGAAUAGUGUGGUUGAUAUGAUGAGCAGCUUGUCCGAUUACUUCCAAAGCUUCUUUGGAGGGAAGGGCGGAAAUGGAGUGACGUUAAAUUCCGACGGAACUGCUAACUUAAGUGCCGAAACAGUUAUGCAAGGUUCGUUUAUGGGGUUGGCGAUUAUGGCCAUACUUGUGAUUCUGCUCAAACGUGCUUGAUCGGGUCUUUUGUGGAUGAAUUUGUCGAAGUUGCGUCUAGAAUUUAUUUUAUGUCUGUAACUUUUGGGAGUGAUUCUCCUUUUUUUUCUUUUUUUGGAAUAAGUGGCUAAGAUGAUGGACUUGUUACUUGUUAGUGUUGAUGUUUGUUAACAGGUGUUUGAUUAAUCUUUAUUUGCUUAUCUGAAUAUUCUGAGGGAA
Erythranthe guttata (spotted monkey flower) is the source of this 1319-nucleotide messenger RNA. RefSeq lists its product as hypothetical. Lineage: Eukaryota; Viridiplantae; Streptophyta; Magnoliopsida; Lamiales; Phrymaceae. The record is from RefSeq and is a predicted model, not a curated record.